CAGGUUUAGUCUCUAAUCGCUAUUCAAACGACAUCCGCGUGUGCUGAUUCUUAAAGCAGCAACAAUGCUGCUGAAUCCGAGCAACCUCCUGUGGGCCGUGGCCACCGGGCUAGUGAUCUAUCGCUGUUUUCGGUUCAUGUUCGAUCGACCACCAAAUUUUCCCAGCGGUCCGCCCCGGCUUCCGCUGCUCGGAAGCUACCUGAUCAUGCUGAUGAUCAACUAUCGCCACCUGCACAAGGCCGCCCUACGGCUGAGCCAGCUCUACCGGACCAAGAUCCUGGGCAUAUUUUUGGGAGACUAUCCCUCGAUUGUGGUGAACGAUUUGGCCAUCGCAAAGGAGGUUCUGUCCCGGACGGAAUUCGAUGGCCGUUCGGAUCUGUUUCUGGCGCGUCUGCGGGAGCGGAACUUUCGCAGGAGGGGCAUAUUUUUCACGCAAGGACCACACUGGAAGGAGCAGCGGCGGUUCGUGCUGAGACAUUUGCGGGACUAUGGUUUCGGAAGGCGUUUCGAAGAAUUGGAAGCGGAAACGCGGAGCGAAAUGAUGAUGCUGCUGGAUGUGCUUCGAUAUGGGGCGAAAUAUGAUCAUGAACGGAUGUUCGCGAAGGACGGCUAUGUGAAUUGCCCAGACGUGUUUUACGGACUGCUGGGCAAUGUGUAUUUUCAAGUUAUUUGUGGGGAGCGGUUCCAGCGAAAGGAUAUGGCACAGUUAUUUGACACUGGCCGCCAUGCGAUCCACUUUCAGCAGAAAGGUGACGACUACGGAACCAUCCUGAGCUACCUGCCGUGGUUGAAGGACUACUUUCCGGAAGCCACGAACUAUCGAAUCCUCAGGGAAGUGAACGAUCGAAUGAACGACAUGAUAGAAGGAAUGGUCGAAAAAUAUCUGUCUUCGUAUGACGUGAACCAUACCCGGUGCUUCCUGGAUCGCUAUAUCCGCGAAAUGAAGCAAACUAAGCCCCUGGAAGGCGAUGCGUUUACUUUUCAAUACGAUCAACUGAUUAUGAUCCUGUGGGACAUGCUAAUCCCGACCAUAUCCGGUUCAGCCAUCCAGCUCUCGAUGCUGUUGGAACGUCUUCUGCUGAACCCCCGAGUCGCCCAAAAGGUCCAACAGGAGCUGGACGACGUCGUCGGUCGUGGACGACUGCCGGCGUUAGACGACCGAAUCAACCUUCCCUACACAGAGGCAACUCUUCGCGAAGCACUCCGUAGCGAUACCCUCGUCCCAUCUGGCAUUUCCCACGUGGCGCUCGAAGAUACCAAACUGUGUGGGUACGACAUCCCGAAGGGUUGCUUCGUCAUGCUCGGAUUGGACGUAAUUCACAACCAGCGGGAAUUCUGGGGUGAUCCGGAGUGCUUCCGACCGGAGCGAUUCUUGGACGAGUUUGGCAAACUUUCGCUCAAAAAGGACAUUUCGGUACCUUUUGGGGCGGGGAAGCGACUGUGCGCGGGAGAAACUUUUGCCAGGAAUACAUUGUUUCUGAUGUUUAGCGCUUUGAUGCAGAACUUCAAUGUGACACAGCGACCGGGCGAUCCAUUGCCAGAUGUUGCCAAAAGGAUUACUGGAGUGAUUACCUCGACUGAGCCAUUUUGGCUCCGUUUUGAGCCGAGAUAGAAUAAGGAUCUUAGUGAAUAAACGCUUAUGUUAAAGUAAACAAAAAUGAAGUAUUCAAAAUUAUAUUCUUUGUAUUCUAAUAAUAAGUAUUUAUAGUUACUCAGUACUUAAGUCAGUACUUAAGGCGAGGUGCACAGCGGGCAAGGUGGAUCGAUCAGGUGGAGGACGACUUGCGGACCCUCCGCAGACUGCGUGGUUGGCGAAGUGCAGCCAUGAACCGAGCUGAAUGGAGAAGUCUUUUAUGUGCAGCACAGGCCACUCCGGCCUUAGUCUGAUGAUAAAUAAAAGUUA
Armigeres subalbatus is the source of this 1903-nucleotide messenger RNA. Its product is annotated as probable cytochrome P450 304a1. The record is from RefSeq and is a predicted model, not a curated record. Gene Ontology annotation, cellular component: cytoplasm; intracellular membrane-bounded organelle. The transcript has 3 exons. Gene Ontology annotation, biological process: xenobiotic metabolic process. Gene Ontology annotation, molecular function: iron ion binding; oxidoreductase activity, acting on paired donors, with incorporation or reduction of molecular oxygen, reduced flavin or flavoprotein as one donor, and incorporation of one atom of oxygen; heme binding. Lineage: Eukaryota; Metazoa; Arthropoda; Insecta; Diptera; Culicidae. Bases 65 to 1612 code for a protein of 515 amino acids.